CGGAAUCCUCCUAAAACUCCUUCAAUGUAUGAACUCCGGCACACGUCCCACCGGAGACCACAGAUCCGCAAUCUUACAAGUCACCGGAAUCGUCCCAGCUCUCGCCGGUUCCGAUCUAUGGCCAAACCAAGGCUUCUACGUCCAAAUCUCCGAUUCUCUCAACUCCACUUACGUCUCUCUCUCCGAACGCGACACAGAUCUAAUCCUCACUAACCGUCUUCAGCUAGGUCAAUUCAUUUACCUAGAACGCUUAGAAUUCGCUACUCCGGUACCACGCGCCGCCGGAAUUCGCCCCGUCGCUGGUCGUCAUGCCUUCGUCGGAACUCCGGAGCCGUUGAUUGCAAGAGUAUCGAAUGGAUCUAAACGAGAUUUCGUUAUUCAGCCAGUUUCUGACUCUGAGUACUCGUUAGAUCCUAUCGCUGUUUACUUAAACAAUAGAAGAAUUGAAGACGACGGCGAUGGUGAUGCUACGAAACCUAAUUUGAGACAAGCGCUUGCUCCGGUGAACCAAAACGAAGAGAAUCGUAACCAAAUUCGAAAUCAGAAACCUAAACAGAUGACGCCACAGAGAUUCUCGUCACCAGCAUCGUCGAAACGGUCAGUCUCAUCGGGGAAGAAGAAUAGUUCCGGUGCGGUGGCGGUGGCGGUGGAGAGAGAUCCGUCGCCGGUUGUUUCUGGGAAAGGGAGGAGAUCUGCGUCUCCGGUUCCUUCGAAAUGUGUUGUGCCGAGUCUUGCGGCGGCGCGUGAGGAGAAUAGGAAAGUUACUAGAGAGCCGUCGAUUGUUGUGCCGUCAAGGUAUAGACAACCAUCACCUAAUGGAAGGAAGAUGAAUCCUUCUCCUAGUGGAAGAAGGAUGUCGAUUUCACCGGGAAGAAGGCUUUCUAGUGGUGUGAAGAUGUCUCCUAUGGUUGUAGAUUCUUCAGGGAAGAAGAAAAUGGCGGCGAUUGCGGCUGGAAUCUCGAAAGUUUCGGAAGCUUUAGUCGGUUCGUCGGCUAAGAAUGGUAAUCGAAAGAAUUGGGAUGAACCUGAUGGAAAUGUUCAUGUUGAGCAUAAGGAGAAGAGUAGUGUUAAGAAUAAGCCUGAUCAUCAAGCAAUUUUGCGUACUCAGGCUGCUAUGACGAGGCGGCUCAGUGAUGCGAAUAGGAGAAAGAGUGAUUCUUCUUCUUCAGCGUGUGAAGAUAAAGCGAAGUCGUGUUCAUCAGAGAGUAGUUUACUAGAAGAAGUCGCAGCUGUUGAAGGACUUGGUAUCACUUAUCAUGAAAGGAAAUGGACUGAUGGUAGUGUUCCAUUGGAUAGCAUCUCUGAUGAACUUGCAAAACUUGUAAAGGAGGCUAUGCAAAGAAGAGACUUUGCUGCUAGAGCCGCAGCUCGAGCAUUGGAGGAAGCCAAUGCUAAUGAGUGCAUCAUAAGAUGUUUAAGUAAAUUCUCGGAACUUUCUUCGGCUUCCAAGGUGGGGAAUCCGUUGCGAAUCAUCAACGAGUUUUUAACAAUCUAUGAAGAUGUCAUGAAAUACAGUAAGAUAGCCUCAGAAAACAGUUUCAGCUCGUCAUCAGGUCACCAAAACCCAAUCUCUCUUUGGGUUGAAGCUGCAUUAGCUACUAACCUCGACGUGGUCUCACUAGUGAAAAGUCAUGAAUCACCAUCGUCUUUGAAGAAAUCUAUGCCUACUCGUCUCUCUCCUAGACCCUCUAGCAAGACAGACAAUAUUGUUGGGAUGUGGACAGACAUUGAUGGAUUGAAGGAAACAGCUAAAUUCGCAGUGAAACUACAAUCCGAAAUGCAAAUGUGGUUCAUUGGGUUCGUGGAAGAAUCAUUAGACAACAAAAACGUAGCAAAACGAUCUUUAGACGGUAGUUCCAUAGCUGCAGUUUUGUCUCAGCUGAAACAAGUUAACGAGUGGCUGGACCGGGUCUCGUCCAACCAAGAAAACCAGAUCACAACAAUGGACAAGAUCGAGCGGCUCAAACGCAAAAUCUAUGGAUUCGUUAUCCAUCACGUCGGAUCUACUUACGACAACUCUGCUUCUACUUCUUGAUUUCAUCUUUUGCUAUUUUUGUCUUCAAUGUUCUCACGUUUCCAUGCUUUGUAAUAACAAUGGCUCAUGUUU
Molecule: messenger RNA, 2107 nt
Organism: Arabidopsis arenosa
Lineage: Eukaryota; Viridiplantae; Streptophyta; Magnoliopsida; Brassicales; Brassicaceae
Source: the annotation of a GenBank genome assembly